Molecule: messenger RNA, 4973 nt
Organism: Brienomyrus brachyistius
Lineage: Eukaryota; Metazoa; Chordata; Actinopteri; Osteoglossiformes; Mormyridae
Gene: gpr52
Product: G protein-coupled receptor 52
Exons: 1
Coding region: 341-1465 (374 amino acids)
Biological process (GO): G protein-coupled receptor signaling pathway
Cellular component (GO): membrane
Molecular function (GO): G protein-coupled receptor activity
Source: RefSeq, a predicted model, not a curated record
GACCCCCGGCAUCGCAGAAUGUGAUCACUGUCUGUCAGGAGGUGCUCUGCACAUUUUGCAUUUUCAGCUACUUAUUUUACAGGUGGUAUUUAAAAAAUUAGCUAUUGCUUUUAAUUAAUAUUUUUAUUGCCCUUGCGGCUGGAACCUCAGUCUCCUGUCUUUGUUUGACUGACGCCCAGGAAUGUGGAAAGGUGGACAGGGAGCUGUAGUCCUUUUUCUUUUAUCUAUUGUAUUUUCUUUUUGUAGUUUAUUCAUGAGAAAGAAACAUAUAGUGAGCAAGAGUUCUAGCCUCGCGCUGUAUACACUAAGAAAAGGCCCGUAAUCUACCAGAACCAGAACUAUGAACCAGUCCAAAUCCAUUGAACUGAUGCCCAGCUAUCUGCCCACUGCAAACAGCAGCAUGGAAGGCCCAGUGAGUGUGUCCCUCAACCACUCGUGCCCCUUGGGCUGGGCACUGAGCGAAGGCACGGAAGCCUGCGUCCUUGAGACGGCGGUCAUCGUCCUGCUGACCGCGCUCAUCAUCACGGGCAACCUGACGGUGAUCUUCGUGUUCCACUGUGCCCCGCUUCUGCAUCACUACACCACCAGCUACUUCAUCCAGACCAUGGCUUACGCCGACCUGCUGGUGGGACUGAGCUGCCUCGUACCCACGCUGUCCUUGCUGCACUAUCCUGCCCGUGUGCAGGAGCCCCUCACGUGCCAGGUGUUCAGCUACGUCAUCUCCGUGCUCAAGAGCGUCUCCAUGGCCUGCCUGGCCUGCAUCAGCGUGGACCGCUACCUGGCCAUCACCAAGCCGCUCUCCUACAACCAGCUGGUGACGCCCUGCCGGCUCCGGUGCUGCAUCGCCCUCAUCUGGAUCUACUCCUGUCUGGUGUUUCUGCCCUCUUUCUUCGGUUGGGGGAAGCCGGGUUACCACGGAGAUAUAUUCGAGUGGUGUGCCCGCUCAUGGCCUACAUCGGCGCUCUUCACGGGCUUCGUGGUGUGUCUUCUAUAUGCUCCCGCUGCCUUGGUGGUCUGCUUCACCUACUUCCACAUCUUCCGCAUUUGCCAGCAGCACAACCGCGAGAUCAGUGAGCGACGGGCACGAUUCCCCAGCCAGGAGAUGGAGGCCGGAGAGGGCGGGCACCCCACGGGACAUGGACCGGACCGUCGUUACGCUAUGGUACUUUUUCGCAUCACCAGCGUCUUCUACGUGCUCUGGCUGCCCUACAUCAUCUACCUCCUCCUAGAGAGCUCUCACGUCCUGGUCAGCCCUAUCCUCUCCUUUGUUACCACGUGGUUGGCCAUUAGCAACAGUUUCUGCAACUGCGUCAUCUACAGCCUCUCCAACAGCGUCUUCCGGCUGGGCUUGAGACGCCUCUCGCAGACCCUCUGCUCGUCCUGCUCCUUCUGCGUCUGUGCUGCCGGGGGCCAGGGCGCCGCCGGCCCCAAACCCAAACAGAGAGCCAACUCCUGUUCUAUUUAAGAUGUCCAGGACGUCUGGAAAGCAAGAACGGACAUAAAAGUCAGAAGUAACUAAACUUCUGUACGCCGAGUAAAUGGAACGAUGUCGGAUCCAAGAAAAAAAAUCUUGUUCUUAACGCUGCUAAACCAUGUGCCACUGGUGGAUCGCAAAUGUCGCGGUGUUUCCUUUCCAUUAUUUCUCCUCGUUGAGCGUUGGUUCUCAUUUCGAAUGUAUCUUUGAGCCUUUAAUAUCACACUUGUGACGCUCGUCACAAUUCUUGUGUUUUUUUUUUUACUUGAAAGGAUGGUUAUUUCUUGGCUAAGAAACUUGACACAUGAACAGCCAAAAUAAGGCUUUAAUGAUGAUAAACCGUGCUGUGUUUUUAUGUACCCAGCUGGGUGGCGGUCAGAUGUUCUAGCUCCGGACAGGUCAACACAGGAAAGUGCCGUAUGGUUCCUGGUUGAUCUACCUCAUUGGGUCAGCACUGAGACAGAGCAGAUUGAGGGGAGCCCGGGAUUGCGCUUUAGGAGAUAUCAUGCUGUAGAACUGACCUUUCUAAGAAGGGGUGGGGGAGUAAACGGGCUCUACGGGACAAUAAGUGGGGGGCAGCGGGACGGCUGCCAAAGUGGACCUCAGAUGAGGCCUAGUCCGUUGUGGUUAUUUGGUGACUAAACCCCUGUUGCAGCUACAACUCAAAUGCACCUGGUUUGCUUGCUUGUACACACACGCCCUCAUGUGGCUGGGCAGAAAUUAAGGGUUAAGGUGCGCAUUAAGGCUGGCAGAUGGUCAUGUUUAAUACAAGCUGAAGUUCUGGAGAAGCUGUAGAUGGAAGGCUAGGGAAACAGGCCGGAAAGACGACGCGCGUAAGGGUAUUCAGCGGUCCGGGUCCGGGUCGGGGUGCUCUCGCUUGGCUCCUUGCAGACACUGAGAGCAGAGCCUCUUCUCCUCCUCCACACCCAAGGGGCUUCUGCAGUCUAUCGCUCGUCCAUCCUGUCGAACGUGUGUGCUGGUGAGAAAGAGAUGUUCUGAGGGGGAAGUCACGGCGUUCUUCAGGGUCUUUGAGCUGAAACACACAUGGCACCACCAUCCUUCCGAAUCUCUUGUGUAUCUUUAGGCCAGUCUGUAAAUAAUCAUAUUAAAGGGGAACCCCGCUUCUCCCAGUGUCAUCCGUCGCCUGAACUCUCUGGCUCGGACCCAGUUUGGGCCGUGUGGCACCCCUCAGCCGGUUCUGCUCACUGUUCUGUGAUGCUGGUCUGUUUGAUCUGUUGGGUCCGGGUGCAUUUUUUUUAUAAGGUUUUCUUUUGUUUGGGGGGACACUACAAAGUUCAGGGACUGCAAAUGAAGACAUGCUAUAUAAUAUGUGUGUGUAUAAAAUUACACACACACACACACACACAUACACACACACACACACACAAGCUGUGGAGCCAUGGUUACCCAGUUAUUGAGAGAAUGGUGCUGGACAAUUGUGCAGAUGAAUGCAAAUAGAUGAAAUAACCACAAUUUCCAUACAGAAACUAUAAACUUAACACAAAUGUAAUAAUUUCUGUGUACCUGCUACCCACGACAGUCAGACUUACAAAUUUAAAUCAGAAAUGUCGGUGAAACCUUUGCUUUCCUGGUGAUCACUUUCAUUUUUGUAUGAAAUAGAUUUAGCGUGUACUAAAACUAAAGUUUUUAGUAUAUUUUUCUUUUUAGCCAUGAUAUUUUUUUUAACUAUAUAAACUCAGUUUUAUGGAAUAAGAUUAGCUUUUUUUAUGGUCUGAUUAGCUGUUCCAAUAUUUAUGAAGUUUGUCAUCAUUUUCAACAAAUCGCCACGGUGAUGAAUCUGCUGUUUGAGGGCCGGAGACCAACCUCAGCCAAGCAGCCCUGUUCCCUCCUUUUGCACAGUAAUUUAAAAAUGGUCACUCCGCAAGGGAGUCUCCUUUGUGUCGGGAUAUUCAUCUUUCUAGUCUUGCAUAUUACACUAUUGAUAUUCGCAAUGUUUGUCUCACUUGCACAUAUCCUAAAAAAAAGUGUCACUAGUUUAGCGUAGUUUCUAUGUUGUGUUUUCCUGUCAUUUUAAUUUUGUGCCAUUUUCCCGAGUUUAAAAUUAUUUUUUAAAAAAACCAUUACAAAAUAUUAUCUAACCAUAUAUCCAAUCAUGCAUAUUUUUAUACAUUAACAUUCUCUUGUUAAUUUAAAUUUUUACAUUCCUGGUCCAGUCUGAGGUCCUGAUUAAUGUUUUCCAGUUUGAUUGAUAAACAUUUUUGUUUCUACAUGUUCUACAUGUUUUAAGUCAAAUUCCUGAAUUUUGAUCUCACUGGUAAAAUCCAGUGACCUCGAAAAUUCUCCGAUAAUUACUGUACCUUGGAGAGAGUUCAAUGACUAGAUGUUUGAGCUACAUUUUAAUACUUUCUCAGAUAUAGGAAUACGUAGAAAAAAUGAAUCUGUGGACAUUACCAGUUUAUUGGCUUCAGAAUUAUUGCUUGGAUAGACCUUGUAGAUUGAAUUUGCAUUUAUAAUCAAAGUGAUGACUUAGAUCAUAGAGAGUAGAACAAUUCGCAGCUUUACAAAACGGGAGAUAUUGUGUAAUCAGCGAUCUUUAACAACUUGGUGUGAUUUAAAAAAAAAAUGCUAAUGUAUUUGCAGAUUUAAAGAAAUUUAAUUUGAUGGAAGUUUUGAGAAACUAAAGGAUGUGUAAUGGGGGAAAGUUGUCCUUUAGUAUCCGCAGAAAUGCAGAUAUGGCAUAAAUUCUGCAUGGAAGUGAUCUUCAUAGAUAGUACUUUGUUUCAGUACCAGCUGUGGUUAAUGAGAAAACUUAGAUUUCCUCUCAGUGACUUUAAAUAGUAUUUCUAAUAAUUAGUUUUUGAUAUUUAUCGUGGAUAUGUUGACCUUGUACAAAUUUGUGAUUUAAGCUACAGUCAGACUAUUUGUUUCAGCUUUGAUUUGCCAGUAGCAGGUUGGAUUUCUGCUCUUUAAGUACGUAGAUACUUUAAUAUAUUUUUUUUUACAUUGAAUUGUGGGAAUAAAAAAUUAUGUUCUAUGAGGGUGUUACUUUUUUUUGUUUUCUUUUCAAAUGCUAUAACUGACAAUAUAUAACGUCUAUUUAUCUGAUUAAUUUAAAAAUGGAUACACUACUAGUUGGUAGUAUACGUAUAUAUCUUUUUUUUUUUUAUUAUGCUGGUGUUGAGCGUUUGUAAAUGAGCUACAAACCCCCUUUAAUGAUGCCACGUACCUGUGUGUACAGUCAGUGAAUUAGCUGCUGUGACUACAAAGUAUGUUCUUUUCAUUAGCGGACUAUCGUAAGAAAUUAUACAAUCUAUUUUUUUAUUUUCGAGACUGUCAAAAGGCUAUGGGUUUUUUGCUGUUGUUGCCAAUUAAAUAAAAACAGACAUAAGAAACCUGAUGAGUUUGGUCUUGUCGGCUGUUGGCAAGCGGGUCUCCUGUGGACCAGCGCAUCUGGCUGCAGGCCUGCCGCGCGUGUUGGCGCGUGUACGUGCAGUGAUGGGGGGGGGGGGCAUUCUGACCGUGUUUUUAAAGGUCACCA